Molecule: messenger RNA, 5658 nt
Organism: Eptesicus fuscus (big brown bat)
Lineage: Eukaryota; Metazoa; Chordata; Mammalia; Chiroptera; Vespertilionidae
Product: zinc finger protein 501-like
Exons: 5
Coding region: 688-2646 (652 amino acids)
Biological process (GO): regulation of transcription by RNA polymerase II
Molecular function (GO): DNA-binding transcription factor activity, RNA polymerase II-specific; RNA polymerase II cis-regulatory region sequence-specific DNA binding
Source: RefSeq, a predicted model, not a curated record
CCAUUUUAAAGUUUUAGAUCUGUUGUUCACAGAGUCACAGGCUUCAGGGCACUGGACGUGAGUAGGAGGAGGCCUGGGAGGCCGCUGCCUGCGGUGCAGGGUGUGUCUGAGGCCCCUGGAGCCCCAACAGACCGAGAUCGGGGUCCCCGUGCCUCCCGGACGCCUCUCUGCUCUCAGCGUUCCCGCAGCCCGACCCCCCUGAACCCUCCAGCCUGGGGGCCGGCGCCGCUCAGGUCCUGCCGCCCAGGUCCCAGCGUCCGGAAUGGAUGUGAACUUUGAGGACGUGGCCAUUGCCUUCUCUCAGGAGGAAUGGUGACUCCUUGAUGAGGCUCAGAGAAUUCUGUACUGCGAGGUGAUGCUGGAAGUGUUUGCACUUGCGUCAUCUGUAGGUAAGGGUUCUUUGUGGCAGCCUGUGCCGUGUUAUGGUCUUUACCUACAUGAAUCAUAUGCUGUUUUCCAUGGCUUUGAGGAUUUAGUUGAGGUUAUCAUCAAGAAUGUUGUUGAGUUGAGUAAGCAGCUUGAUUUGGAGGUGGAGGCUGAGGAUGUCACAGAGCUGCUGGCGUCUCAUGGAGAGGAGCUAUUGCCGAGGACCACACUCAACUGAAACAGCAGUUCAUUGAAGAGGAAGACACACCAACCCCAGAGCCCAGGAGAUUGACAAGCAAGGAAUUAGCAGGGGCCUUUGCCAUGAUAGAGGAUGCCUUGGCAAGGUUUGAGGCUCAGGACCCCAACAGUGACAGGUACACUAAGGCUGCCAGAGGGAUCAUGGAUAGCCUGCGGUGUUAUAAGGAGAUUUGGGAGGACAAGAAGAAGAUAUCCUUCCAUACGAGCCUCGAACAUUAUUUUAAGAAGGUGGAGAGGCCUGCAACAGAUCCCGUACCCUCUACCUCAUAUGCUUCUCCAGACUCACCUGACCCAGGAUCUCCAGCACCUUCUGAAAGUUCUCCCUCUCAAACCUCCUCCCUGCAGCAGCCUAGUGUAAGCCUGUCUUUCCCCACUUUGCAACGUCCAGUGUGCAAACCAACAACAGUAGUAGAGGAUAUGAACUUUGAGGACGUGGCCAUUGCCUUCUCUCAGGAGGAGUGGGAGAUCCUUGAUGAGGCUCAGAGACGUCUGUACUGUUAUGUGAUGCUGGAAGUGUUUGCACCUGUAUCAUUCAUAGGUCCUUGGCAUACAAUGGAUGAUGGAGCGGCCUAUUCUGAGCACAGUGUAUCUGUAGGAGACUCUCAGGUCAGGGCUUCCAAGACAGCUGCAGCCACCCAGCGGACCCAUCUGUGUAAGCCGUGCUUCUCGGUGUUAAAAGAUAUUUUGCACCUGACUGAGAUACAAGUGGCAUACUUUGAGAAGAAUGUAUUCUUAAGUGAUGCAUGUGUGAGAGACUUGUAUUUCAGUACAAACCCUCACCAGCAGCAGAAGGAUGCCUGUGGAGAGAAGCCCUGGAAAGAAGAUAUGGAGAGUGCUUCGCCUGUGACAACUUGCUGGUUCUACUUCUUUGGAGUGCCUGAAUCUAGUACUGAGGUUGGGGUACACUCCCCAGAUACCUCAGGGCUUCUCCAGCACCAGGCCACUCUUAACACUGUGGAGCCACACAGUAACACUGAGAUUUCACAGGAAUGUCUCCGUGGAAAAAGACAUCACCAGUGGGUUGAAUGUGAAACAGCUGCCAGCCAGAAACAGAAAGUUGCUUAUCAGAAAGGUCUCUGCUCUGGAGAAAUGAUUAAUGAGUCUAAUAAAUGUGGGAAAGUGUUCAGACAAAUCUUUAACCACCUACAACAGGGUAGAGUUCACACUGUAGAAAAGCCCUGUGAGUGUACUGAUUGUGGGAAGGUCUUCAGUGAAAGCCCUGCUCUCAUUAAACACAACAGAGUUCACAUUAGAGAAAAGCGGUAUAAGUGCAGUGACUGUGGGAGGUCCUUCAUUCAAAGGUCUACCCUCACGAGACACCACAGAGUUCACACUGGAGAAAAGCCAUAUGAGUGUAGUGACUGUGGGAAGCACUUCAGUCGAAGGUCUAACCUCACUGUACACCUCAGAGUUCUUACUGGAGAAAAGCCGUAUGAGUGUAGUGAAUGUGGGAAGCAUUUCAGUGAAAGGGCUUCCCUCACUAUACACCACAGAGUUCACACUGGAGAAAAGCCAUAUGAGUGUAAUGAAUGUGGUAAGCGUUUCAGUCAAAGGUCUCACCUCGCUGUACACAACAGAGUUCACACUGGAGAAAAUCCAUAUGUGUGUAGUGAAUGUGGGAAGUCCUUCAGUCAAAGGUCUGCCCUCACUAGACACCGCAGAGUUCACACUGGAGAAAAACCUUUUGUGUGUAGUGAAUGUGGGAAGUAUUUCAGUGAAAGGGCUGCCCUCACUAUACACCAGAGAGUUCACACUGGAGAAAAGCCAUAUGAGUGUAGUGACUGUGGGAAGUCCUUCAGUCAAAGGUCUCACCUCACUAUACACCACAGAAUUCACACUGGAGAAAAGCCAUAUGAGUGUAGUGAAUGUGGGAAGUAUUUCAGUGAAAGGGCUGCCCUCACUAAACACCACAGAGUUCACACUGGAGAAAAGCCAUAUGUGUGUAUUGAAUGUGGGAAGUAUUUCAGUGAAAGGGCUGCCCUCACUAGACACCACAGAGUUCAUACUGGAGAUAAGCCAUAAAGGUGCAGGGAAUGGUUUAUUUUUCUCACUUAAAAGAAAACUUAAGGAGCCCGAAACUGGUUUGACUCAGUGGAUAGAGCGUCAGCCUGUGGACUGAAGGGUCCCAGUUUCGAUUCCGGUGAAGGGCAUGUACCUUGGUUGCAGGCACAUCCCCAGUAGGGUGUGUGCAAGAGGCAGCUGACCGAUGUUUCUCUCUCAUCGAUGUUUCUCUCUAUCCCUCUCUCUUCCUCCCUGUAAAAAAUCAAUAAAAUAUAUUUUUUUUAAAAAACAAAACUUGAGGGUCUAUGAGACCCUUUACAUCAAUGUAAACCCCUUUUAUGGGAACAUACACUCUGCUAGAUUCCUCAUAAAUCUGAGGUACACGUGAGACUUGAAGGAGCUGCACUGUACUUGCUAACAUGCCCAGACCUACCACCCAAAUGAUGUCACUGUCUCUUUGUCUCUGAAGAGAUUUCACCUCUAACACCUGAUUCCCCUGAGGAGUGUGCAUCGGUCACCACCCCUGCGUGCUGAGGGGAAUGUAUUCUGUGUUCUCUCUUCUGCUGGAAUUAAUUAUGGUUCCUCCAAGCUCUUGGCAGUAUCUUCAUUCAUUUCUCUGUGAUGAGAAAAUGAACCUGACCCAGGAUUCAUCCAGAGCACCCCUUCUCAGCUAAGAAGUUCCACCUGUCUCAGGGACAUAGUGUUACAUUAUGCUGUGAUAAAUUUGGGGGGAUUCUUAUUCACUAACCUGCAAACCGCUUGUUCUCCUGUGCUCUAGUUUACAAUCUUUUUAAAGGUAUUUUUACAUUUGUACCUUUGAUUUUGGUUUAAUCACUGCCACAGAUGAUGUGCAAACACAAAUGUGAUCUUUCAGAAUGAAGAGAUGAGUAGAUACUGUGUUUAUCCAAAAGUGUAUGUGGUUUGAAAGGGACAGUAUAAUGUCCGGAAAUCACUUUCUGUCCAGUAUUGGCUUAUUACUUAUUGCAACCCGUGGCCUUAAAAGAAAGACCACGUGAUUUUGUGCAUUUAAUUUUCAGCCUAGUGCCUCGAUUACUGGUGAGGGCAAAGGUCAGUCUGAAGAUGAGACCUUUGCUCUGCUUAUGUUACCAAUACUUCAGAAGACCUGAUGGGCAGCCCCUUCAGAAAAAUCAUUUGCAGCGGGAAAUUUACAGUCCUGAAUGCACAUGAAGAAUCCACGGGCUUAAACACGUUUGCUUAUUUAGGAGUAAAAGUGCAUCUGGAAGGUGCUUUAGUUUACUCACCACAAGGAUAGCUCUCCAGAGGAAAAUGACAAUCACAGAAAUGUACAAGGAGACAGUGAUGAUGGUCAGCUUCCACAGAAUUUCACAAAACUGGUUGGAGGACACAGUAAUGGGGCAGGAUAUGCAAUAGAUGGAAUACUGUGUGAGAUCCUGAGGAGCCUUAGACACUUACAAUAUAUCUGUCUCAGGAAAUCAUCUUUCUAAUCCCAACACCAGCCUCCAUGUGAUCCCUGGAGGAUUCUCUGCUUUAAGAAAGACUGCAAGUUGGCGACCUCCUGCCUCCUGUGUCACUGGCCAUAUUUAUAGACAUUGAAACAUGGGUCUCACUGGGGAAAGCACAGUUUCUAGUCCACCAUUGGCUCUGCUCACUCCUGUGUCUAAAGUUAUGUUGGAAUCCCUCAGUAACAGCUUCUCCCGUGGGAAAGUUAAUCUUUAUCACUCAAAGACUAACCGAAGUUUAAAACACAAAGAGAUGACUUUAAUCAAAAACCAUAGAUUUAAGGGCUUAAAUAAAAACAAGGUGGGGAUCAUGACUAUGACACUAAUAGUGUGUGUGUGUGUUUUGAUGUUGUUUUUCUUUUUAGAAAUCCGUGAUAUUUAUUCUUUACAUGAAAGGGGACAGACUUCCACUGAGUUCAGAUGAUUCUGACACCUGUUCUAGAGAUAUAGGUUUAGAUUUAACCAUAUAUACUUGAAACAUAAACAGCUUAUUUUUAAAAAUUCUAUCCCAGGGAAUUGUGUAUUAAUUUGAGGGGGAGAGAGACAGAGAAAGAGAGAGAGAGAGAAAGGGAGAGAGAGAGAAAGAAAAGAAAAAAGAAGCAUCGAUAAAAAAGAAAACAUGGCCGAAACCGGUUUGGCUCAGUGGAUAGAGCGUCGGCCUGCAGACUCAAGGGUCCCAGGUUCGAUUCAGGUCAAGGGCAUGUACCUUGGUUGCGGGCACAUCCUCAGUAGGGGGUGUGCAAGAGGCAGCUGAUCGAUGUUUCUCUCUCAUCGAUGUUUCUAACUGUCUAUCCCUCUCUCUUCCUCUCUGUAAAAAAUCAAUAAAUUAUAUUUUUUAAAAAAAAGAAAACAUGGAUCAAUUGCCUCCUCCUUGUCUUUGUGAACAAGAAUUUAAUUUACAAACGAGUUAGUUAAGUUCCUUUAGCAUGAAUCAAACCAGCCAUCAAUUUUGAGGGUGUACUUUACAGGAGGAUGCUCCAACAUACUGAGCCCCCUGAGCAGUGCAGCAUCUUAAUUCUUAAUGUUUCCUUGAAGAGAUUAAAGCAUCCAGGUAGGCGUGUGCCCUGACCUUGACUGGAACCAGUAAGCUUUCAGGGCAAGGGAUGCUGCCCAACCAACUGCAGUGCAAUGGCCAGGGUAGAGAUUAUUCUUGGUGUUAUUAUUUACUAACUAUUGUAUUAAUUUUCAUACCAACAACUCUAAACCUACUUUAGUACACCCUAAAUUUACCUCCUGCCCUUUUGUAAUCUCUCUUUCUGCCUUCCCCGGCUCUAAAUACAGUCACUCAUUUUCCUUUCUUAAAAAGAUUAGUUUAUAUUUUUCAUAAUAUUAUAAACACUAUAAUUUGUGUAAAUCUUAACAAAUAUUCAACUCUUUCAUGCUACACAGUUAUUUUGUGAUUGAACUCUAAUUCUUAUGUGAAAAGUUUAUUAUUUUUUAUUGCUGAGUAGUAUUGUGUUCUGUCAAUAACCACUUUGUCUAUUGAUCUGACUAUGGUUUUUGUUAUUUCCAGGUAUGGGGUAUUAGAAAUAAAUUUUCAGGGAAUAUUGGG